CCGAAGAAGACACUUCCUGCAUAUUUCCGGGUGUCCUCUCAGGUAAAUGCUGCAGGAUGGCACAGUGGGGUGCCGUUUUCUCUAUAAUAGCAGCUCUCGGAGGAGCAGCGCUUCUCGCCUCUGUGCACAAAAUUGAUGAAGGACACACUGGAGUUUACUACAGGGGAGGGGCUCUCCUGUUGGCCACCAGCGGCCCUGGCUUCCAUCUCAUGCUUCCAUUCAUCACCACCUACAAGCCUGUGCAGACCACGUUGCAGACAGAUGAGGUGAAAAAUGUACCGUGCGGCACGAGUGGAGGAGUGAUGAUUUACUUUGACCGCAUAGAAGUGGUGAACUAUCUCGUCCCAUCAGCAGUUUAUGACAUCGUGAGGAACUUCACAGCAGAUUACGACAAAGCUUUGAUAUUCAACAAAGUGCACCACGAGCUCAACCAGUUUUGCAGCGUUCACUCCCUGCAGGAGGUCUACAUCGGCCUGUUUGACCAAAUCGAUGAAAAUCUCAAACUGACGCUUCAAGAAGAUCUAACAUCCAUGGCGCCUGGGCUUAUCAUACAGGCGGUGCGUGUCACAAAACCCAACAUCCCAGAAAGCAUCCGAAGAAACUACGAGCUCAUGGAAAGUGAGAAGACAAAGCUGCUGAUUUCCCAGCAGACACAGAAGGUUGUGGAGAAGGAGGCCGAGACGGAGAGGAUCAAAGCUGUGAUAGAGGCCGAGAAAGUGGCACAGGUUGCAGAAAUCAAGUUUGGACAGAAGGUGAUGGAGAAGGAAACGGAAAAGAAGAUCUCUCAAAUUGAAGACCAAGCAUUCGUGGCCCGGCAGAGAGCCAAGGCAGAUGCUGAGUUCUACACAUCACAAAGGUCCGCAGAGGCCAAUAAGGUGAAGUUAACCCCCGAGUACCUGCAGCUGAUGAAGUACAAGGCCAUCGCAGCCAACAGCAAAAUCUACUUCGGUAACGACAUACCUCAGAUGUUUGUGGACUCCGGCUCUGCAGGGAGCUCCAUUACGGCUUCUGCAGCCAUGGACAUCAUCAGUGAGCAGAUGCUGGACCUGGAUUAAGAUGGGAGGCCGGGGUGGGGGUGGGGGGGGACCACGGACCACCCAGGAAUGGAGGGUUGGUAUGAAGGAGGGUGGCUGGCUCGCUGGCUGGCUGGUUCCACAUGCAGGUCUCUCAGGUGCUCUACCGUCUGAGGACCUGGUUUAGUCAGAAUCACUGGUGGGAAUCAUCUUGGAGGACUGACUGGGAUGCACAUUUCUCCAGCUUCACCACAGAAAACAUCUACAUAGGGAAUGGUGAAUUAGAAGAAAAAUGCAGCACUUGUGGGUGUGUGAUAAGCUCCCUUAUGCCGACAUUUAGACUGAAUAAUAAUUAGAAAAACAUGGCAUCGCUGCUGCUCGGCACUAAAGAACUAAACAUCUCGUCAUCGCAGGCGCAGCAAAGACCAUAAAUUCAGUACUUAAGAUUUUUGAUGUUUUUGUGAAUAGAAUUUUUUUUUUUAAGGAAUUUAGUCUAAAAGGAAAAAAAUAUGGGUUGUCUUUGGAUACUUUUUUUGUUUUUUUAAAUUUUGGUGUAAAAAAUUGAUUGAUUGGCAGAGGAAUAUUUGGGAUGGAAACUGCUGACCAGUCAUUGUGCAAGCGUUAACCAGCAGGUUGUUUCAGCUGAUUCGUCUUUUUUUUUUUUCUAUAUAAACAGAUUCCACGUUUUCCCCUUUUUUUUUUUUUUUCAUCUCAUUGAAAAUAUUGAUCAGUAAUCAUAUUCAUCCAGAAAAAUGCUCAGAAGUGGAGAAAACGCUGACAGGAUGCUUUGCUUCACUUAUUUUCAAAGAUAUUUCCACUGAAAACUGCCUCCAGCUUCCUUCUUUAGUGCGUCCACAUGUCUCCUCUUCAUAAAAUAUCUUGUAAAUGGCGUCUUAAACACUAACUGGUAUGAUCAAACAUCACAUUUUUUAAACCCAAUUGGCACAGAUUAACUUUUGCAGUUUUUCUCUCUGAUGGUCCUCCUGAACAUGAGUCCACCGUUAGUUUGGGUGGCUUUUUAGCACGGUGGAAGGAAGAAUUCACAUUUUUCCCAUGAACCUCAUCAAGUAGACUGUAAACAGACUUUUAAAGAUAAAUUAAAACAAUAAAACCAGACAGCUGAUUUUGAGCAACAAGUGAGGAGUAGAACUUCCCGUGAAGGUUGUCAGGAGAUUCUGGCGAGGUCUGUGGCGCAUGUAUCAGCGUUACUGCUGGAAUAGGAGAGAAACCCUGACUUUGAGACGAACCUGCCAGUGGAAAUAUUGUUCUGUAACCAAGAAAAGUGAGGGUGCCAUGUUUGGCCUGGAUCAGCCCCCGGAUCCAUGUGCUCCUCCUCAAGCCCACGGCUGCUCCAGGGAGGGAAGGGUAUGAGAUCCAUCAAAUUAAACAACUUGGAAACAAAACAAACAUUUGAUAUGAAUCCUUUUUAAUCCCGGAAGAAGGCUUGUUUAUUUUUAAUGAGCUGGAUAUUGUCAAAAACGAGGAGAGCAGCCACGACGUCCUUGUUAAAUAAAAACCGAGACCAGAACAGCACACGUUUAUGAAUGUACCUUGGUAGCUGCUCACUGUCCAACCGUGAAGUCACUGCGUUUCGUAGGAGUUGCUCGUGUCGAUCGCUGGGGCCCACUCCAUUCGCGCGCCUGCGUGAAGCUGUUAAACAUUUCCAUGGAACACCGUUUUUCUGUGUAUUUGGUGAAAAGAGACUGUUUAUGUUGGUUUAUGACACAAAUAUCAGCUUUUGUAUUGUACUUUUCUAAACCACAGAAGAUGUGAUAUCUGCUUUUCACCAAUGUCCAGUAAAAAUCUUCUCUAGAUCA
Molecule: messenger RNA, 2830 nt
Organism: Cololabis saira (Pacific saury)
Lineage: Eukaryota; Metazoa; Chordata; Actinopteri; Beloniformes; Belonidae
Gene: erlin2
Product: ER lipid raft associated 2
Exons: 12
Coding region: 57-1055 (332 amino acids)
Biological process (GO): SREBP signaling pathway
Cellular component (GO): endoplasmic reticulum membrane; endoplasmic reticulum
Molecular function (GO): cholesterol binding; ubiquitin protein ligase binding
Source: RefSeq, a predicted model, not a curated record